Messenger RNA from Pipistrellus nathusii (Nathusius's pipistrelle), 1098 nucleotides. NCBI's taxonomy places the organism in Eukaryota, Metazoa, Chordata, Mammalia, Chiroptera, Vespertilionidae. The record is from the annotation of a GenBank genome assembly.
AUGGAAACCGUGCAGGAGGUGGUUUGGGCCAACGGGAGCACAGUGCUGACCCCUCCCCUGGCUCCCAACAUCAGUGUGCCACAUCGCUGCCUGCUGCUGCUGUACGAGGACAUUGGCACCUCUAGGGUCCGGUACUGGGACCUCUUGCUGCUCAUCCCCAAUGUGCUCUUCUUCAUUUUCCUGCUCUGGAAGCUUCCAUUUGCUCGGGCCAAGAUCUGCAUCACUUCCAGCCCCAUUUUUAUCACCUUCUAUAUCCUGGUGUUCGUGGUGGCUCUGGUGGGCAUUGCCCGGGCCGUGGUCAGCAUGACGGUCAGCACCUCGGAUGCUGCAACUGUUGCUGAUAAGAUCCUGUGGGAGAUUACUCGCUUCUUCCUGUUGGCCAUCGAGCUGAGUGUGGUUAUCCUGGGCCUUGCCUUUGGUCACCUGGAGAGCAAGUCAAGCAUCAAACGUGUGCUGGCCAUCACCACCGUACUGUCCCUGGCCUACUCUGUCACCCAGGGGACCCUGGAGAUCCUGUACCCUGAUGCCCACCUCUCGGCUGAGGACUUCAACAUCUAUGGGCACGGGGGCCGCCACUUCUGGCUGGUCAGCUCCUGCUUCUUCUUCCUGGUGUACUCUCUGGUGGUCGUGCUUCCCAAGACCCCUCUGAAGGACCGCAUCUCCCUGCCUUCGCGGAGAAGCUUCUAUGUGUACGCAGGCAUCCUGGCGUUGCUCAACCUGGUGCAGGGGCUGGGAAGCGCGCUGCUCUGUGCUGACAUCAUCGAGGGGCUCUGCUGUGUGGACGCCACCACGUUCCUCUACUUCAGCUUCUUCGCGCCCCUCAUCUACGUGGCCUUCCUCCGGGGUUUUUUCGGCUCGGAGCCCAAGAUCCUUUUCUCCUACAAAUGCCAAGUGGAUGAGACUGAGGAACCAGACAUGCAUCUGCCCCAUCCCUAUGCUGUAACCCGGCGGGAGGGCCUGGAGGCAGCAGGUGCUGCCAGCACACAGUUCGACUCUGCCGGCGGAAUGUCCUACCUGGAUGACAUCGCUUCCAUGCCCUGCAAUACCGGCAGCAUCAACAGCACAGACAGCGAGCGCUGGAGGGCUCUCAAUGCCUGA